Molecule: messenger RNA, 2595 nt
Organism: Phycomyces blakesleeanus NRRL 1555(-)
Lineage: Eukaryota; Fungi; Mucoromycota; Mucoromycetes; Mucorales; Phycomycetaceae
Exons: 4
Coding region: 1-2595 (864 amino acids)
Source: RefSeq, a predicted model, not a curated record
AUGACAAAUGAUAUCCACGACACUUUACAAGCUCUCCUCGCCCGCAUGGAAGCUUUGGGAGCACGCUCUGCUGCUCCUCCUGUGGCCCUUGAUGGUUCUCCUGCUGAUGAAGACGACACAAUGCUACCUACCGACCAUAUUGUCGAACGACCUAUCGCAUCUGAUCUCACUCCCUUCCCCGAACUUAUUAAAGCCAUUCCCGGGAUGGAGCGCGACUUCUUCAGGCAACCCUUGGACGAAGCCUCUCGCCGCCGAUUCCUCCUUAACUGCCCACGAAAUGUACUUCGUCAGUACCAAGCCCUUGUUCUCAACUACAGUGGCGUGGGAACUCACACCAAACGUACUGAUGCCCAACUCGCUGAUAUUCAGUUCCGCCUAUCUGGUCUCACCCGUCCCAUCGACCUGUUCGCACAUGAUGUGCUUGUGGAAGGAUCUAUCCAGGUUACACAGGCGUUGGGUUUUGCCAACACUAUGCAUGAAUUACUAUCAGACCUUGCCUCUGUUGUCACCCAGAUGCGUAGUGAUAAUAUCUGCCGAGAUGCCAAUCUACCUAUCACACCAAUUGUCACCAACUCUGCCUUGGAGCCCAAACCACUUCUCGACUCUCAACGAAUUGUGGAACAAGCUAAGCUCCAGCCGAUCUUCCCGUCCCCACGACUCGAAGAAGGUUUUUCACAGUCGCCCACAGCUGUCCAAGUCUCAGACAACCAAUACACCACAGUAGGUGGGCGCCUUCAACUAUUUCGCAACGCAUGGACCAAACUCACAAACGAACACUGGGUUCGACACACCGUCGAACAAGGGUACGACAUCCCUUUCACUCGUCUGCCACCCAUCUCCUCGUCCGGACCGUUGACGAACCACAACCGGAUGGACAGCAAUGUGAUCGAACAGGAGAUCAUGUCCCUUCUGUGCAAGAAAGCCAUCGAGGAACAAGGAUAUGACACUAAUCAUCCCUCGCUCCAAGUUGAGAGAUAUCCGGAGAGAAGCAUCUCGCCUUCUCCACAACCCGACAAUCACCUUGAGACAGCUUUCCUCGUUCAUCGGCAAGGCCCAGGCAACCACUUUGGCAGUCCUUCCCGCGCGCCUGCAAACCCGGCAACUGAUAUCCAUACGCAACCAAGCCUUGUACCGCGGAUUGCAAUGGACCAGUCCGAUACACCUCUCUUCCAUGGCUCGGCAGGAACUUCAGUGGUGGAUCGACCAGCUGAAGGCAUGGAAUGGACACUCGUUCCUCCCAGAACUUCCGACGUACAUGACAUGGAAAUGGGAUCCGCAAGCAUUUGCGAUGGACGCACUUUCUGUACCUUGGACAACCUGGCCUCGCCUAUAUCUUUGUCCGCCGUGGAACCUACUUCUCCACAUACUGCAGAAACUACAACGAGAGAAGGUUCCCGCUACGUUGAUAACGCCCAACUGGUCGAGCGCCCUCUGGUAUCCUCUCCUCCUCCAGCUGUCGUCCCGCCCGCCAAUACCCAUCCCUCGUCACCUGGUCCUUCCCGCACCAGGCUGCGCCGGCCACGUUCUCCUGAAGAACCCACACUGGAACAUGAUCGCGUGGGACAUAAAUUACGCAGGUUAGAAGACCAAGGAUUCGAUGACAAUGCCAACAUCAUCAUCCUCAACCGCGAUCGCAACCACUCCCGACGAUCCUAUAACCGUAUUCAACGCGCUUACAUCGACUGGGCACACCACCACGACGUCGACCCUUUCAUUCCUAACCCCGUUCAUAUAGUCAACUAUCUGGCCUAUGGUGCUACCCAUUUGAAAUGGAAAGCAUCCACUUGUCAAGCCUACCGCUCCGCCAUUCUUGAUUUGUACUCGGAUAAAGAUUCUAUUGUCAAAGACUCUACCUACAUUGAAUUCUUUUCCGCACUCAACGAACAGAACCUACUGUCUUUCCACCGUCCAACAUAUGAUAUUGCCCCGGUCAUUCGGUUCAUUCAUAACCUUGGUCCUAAUGACACAAUGAAUGCGAUAGAUCUCACACGUAAGUUGUGCUGGCUACUUGCCAUUUGUGGGUUUCUGCGUCCCGCCGAUUUGGAACGAGUCGAUGACCGCCGUACAUCAAGAGACAAUGGCAUCCUUCGCUUGGUCAUUGUUGCCCCCAAAGAAAAACGUUCAGGUAGACGCAUCGAAAGGAUUGUCGCCAUUCAACCUCAUGAAGACCCCUUACUUUGCCCCGUCGCCACCUAUCUAGCCUACAAGUCCAACAUCGCCUUCUCGGUCUGCGUUCGGCCUCACCCUGUCCUCUCUCAGGUGACUUUGCAAAGAUUAGUACGUGACGUCCGUAAUUACGAUAGACCCAUUGGAUCAGAACGGAUAUCCAAGCAUAUUCAAUUUCUCAUGGAGAAGAUCCCUCGUCCUUCUGGUGUCCUCCUCCCCAAGGCCCGGGCUCUCGGACCUACUCUUGCUUUGGCUUCUGGUGCUUCGGUUGAAGACAUUCUUGUACACGGUUCAUGGGCUUCCUCCGCCGUUUUUGACACAUUUUACCGCUUGUCACGACAGACUGUUAGCAAUUUCUCUACCAUGACUUUGACUUCUUCUAGCGGUUAUCUGGACACACAGCCAGAGUCUCUGGCGAAUGAAGAAUAA